Messenger RNA from Apis mellifera (honey bee), 6939 nucleotides. RefSeq names its product proton channel OtopLc. The transcript is spliced from 11 exons. Gene Ontology annotation, molecular function: proton channel activity. Gene Ontology annotation, biological process: proton transmembrane transport. Gene Ontology annotation, cellular component: membrane. Lineage: Eukaryota; Metazoa; Arthropoda; Insecta; Hymenoptera; Apidae. Bases 470 to 2407 code for a protein of 645 amino acids. The record is from RefSeq and is a predicted model, not a curated record.
AGCCAUAAGAGGGUUGAUGGUGGCCCGGGUUGGCCUCAGUAGCACAGUCGCGCGCCAAACUCUCGAAGGAAAGCACGUACUCGGUUCAACGCGCUUCCGCACCUUCCUUCUAACUACAUCUCUUCUUUUUUUCUUCUCUCCCCCCGUUCCCUCUGCUCACUCUCGCCACCCACGCUCUCUCACUCUCCCUCUCGACCUUCUCCGCUCAACCAUCCCGCGAUACGUACCCGCGAUCCCCGUCUUAUCUUUUUUUUUCACCGCUUUUUUCUCUCACUUCUCUCUUCGCCUCCAAUCCACGCGCGUUUCAUUACAUUCGUACACACAGCCUGUGACUGCCGAUAAACCGAUCGGACCGAUCCACCGAUUCUUUAUCGCUGUUUCGAAACGGGCGACGCUGGAACAACGACGAACACGAAUAUCAGCCGCUAGUGCUAUCCAUCGAUCCCAACGAGGACAACGACGAUAGACUAUGAAUAAUAGUCAAUCCAAUAUAACGACAACGACUUGCGAGUUGAAAAAUCGCGACGCGCCCCCAUCGAUAACCCUAUCGUCAGAGGCUGAUGGGAAAGAGUGCCUGUUGUCGCCUCGAGGAAGGAUGUCGCAUUCACGGAGACAAAGCAUGUCCUUCACCGCCGUUAUGAACCAUCGAAGAGGUCUUCUCGGCGCGUUGAUUUCAGGUAUAGGCAGCAACAUGUCGCUACCCUCGUGCAUCCCUCAAGACCAAGAGUUUUUACCCGGGCAAACGGGAGCCGGGUGCAAAACGCAAUUGUUGUUGAACAAUCGGAAUCAAUCGGGGGAGAAGAACGAGCACGAGGCGCAAAAGCAACGGCCCAAUUUUCUCCCACUGGCACCUGUUGGCGCGGGCACCUGCGUGAGCGUCAACACUCUCGACCCGAUCAAAGCGAAGCAACGGAUGAUGGAAGAAAGAUCCAAGUCAAGGAGGAAUUGCCACGCGGAGAUGGUGUCCGUCAUGAGCACCCUUUACGCGAAAUUGUUGAUCGUGAUCGGGCUGGCCGUGCCCAUAACGGCCAGCGUCACGGAGAGAGUUCCAGCUUCGUUGAAUCAGGGUUUCUAUUUGUACCUGUACGUGGUCAGCGUGGCAUUCGUGAUCUCGAUGUACGUUAUCGUAUUAAGAGACAAAGCUGUUUGGAACGUGAAGCGGGGGAGCGGAGGGGGGAAGGAGCAGGCGUUGAAAUACGACGAGAAGGGGGAUCGCGUAAAUCCUAGUCAGACGCAACAGUACGGCAGCUUUUGUCUGAGACUCGGCGCUGUGGGAUUUGGCGCUGGCUCGUUGGUAUUUACGGGAUUGCAAAUUGGGGCGGAAAUAGCUUCCGGCCCGUUCAGGGCGAUUACACCGGGUGCCAGGCUGCUGCUGGUCACGGCCCAGAUGCAUUUUAUAUUUCUCAACAGUAAAAGUCUCAGCUUGGCCAAGCACACCGCACUUGCCAAGUUGGGUCUGAUGCACAUGAUCGCGACGAAUCUCUGCGAGUGGUUACAGGCGUUGGUCGAGGAAACUCAACACGAGAUCGAUCAGCUAGGCGACACGCGCGACGACGAUGACGGGAUACUGAAAUCGCUUCUGAGGGACGCGAGCCCGUUCCUUUUCCCGUGCACAAUUGAAUUCAGUUUAAUUUGCGCGGUGAUACUGUUCGAGAUGUGGAAGAGGGCGGACGAGAGGAUCGAUGCAAAGAGCGAGACCCCGGCCAGAUCUUCGUAUCAUCUUAGCAUAGAUUGCAGCAGCUCUCACAGAGGUCUCUUCGGCGGGAUAUUGAUCGUUGCAGCGACUAUAUUGAGCUUGAUCAUGUUCUUCGUCCUCAAGGAGACGAAAAUGGAGAUUGCGAUCGUUCAGGUCACCGCGCUCGACGCCACUAUACUCACGUUAAGUAUGAUCGCUUCGAUCGCGGGCACGUUGAAGUUGCAAGCGUUGCAGCAGAAGAUUAUCAAACCAUCGGACUUGGACACCACGCUGUUGGCAGCGGCUCAAGCCGGGGUCUAUCUGCAUUGUCUGUUCGGGGUUGUUGGUGAUAUAUUGACAAUGGGACCGACCUGGGCGUUAUCGCUGAUCACAGAUUUGUUGGCCUUAAUGCAGAGCACCAGCCAGACGUUGCUCAUCAAAAUCGCAUGGGGAAGACGUUGUUCGAGAAACGACAAGCCCGGCAAGGAAUUGAUCACGUUCCUAAUAGUCGUCAACAUCGCCUUGUGGACGGUGAACACUCUGGAGAAAUCUCGCGCUGGGGUACGCCCGGAUCACCUGCGAUUCUUCGGGGUAUGGGCAUGGACGAUUAUCACUCACGUGUCCAUGCCAUUGGCUAUAUUCUAUCGGUUCCACUCAGCCAUAUGUCUGUUCGAGAUAUGGAAGACGUGCUACAAAUGCAGAUCGAACAGCGUCGUCCACACCCCUUACUGAAUCAAACCUGCUUCGUUCUCGAAAUUCUCGUUCUUGAUUCUAGUUCGUUGAAUUGUUAUUCGAUAAAAAUUUACGUUACUUUCAAUAAAAAGCGAAAAAAGGCCACGAGAAAAGAGAGAAAAACGCUUUCGCGUUCUCUUUAAUUACCAUUUAACCGAGAGGAGGAGGGGGAGGGGGAGGAGGAGGGGAGAAAAGGAGCGAUUCUCCUUGGAGAAUAACAACAUUACGAGUACUCGGAAAAGGUAGACUUGUCCGCAACGUUUACGGUAGUACGUUGCACGGUAACUUCUAAGCUGGCUCCAAAGACAAAGGGUAAAAGGGGCGCAGUUUCAAAGCUGGCGCUCCGGCGUGGUGGGCCGCCGACGACGUGGACGUGGACGAGGACGGGGACGAGGACGCGACGUGGCAUGGCCGACGCAAAUCGAUAGAGAGGGGUGCGUACUACUUUUAUCGGUGUACCACACGGAAAAGAUAGACGGUUAACGACGACGGUGGACGGUCGACAGUUUGAUACGGUUUACGGUAAACACAUUUCGGUAGCAAUCACAUCAGCGGGGAAAGCAAGCCUCGGCCGGCGCUGCAGCGAGAAGUAGGUGAUGCUUGGGUGGUUGGAGAAAGCGAGCGAGUGGUCGGUGAAGAGCUCUUAGCCAACCCUUUGUUGCUCCUGCCACCGCUAUUGCGUCCCUCUUCCUUCCUUCGUCGCUCCCUCCCCUCCUACUCCCCCAACUCCUACUCCUAAACGGAGUAGCAGGAGGCCGCACUCUUGACCAAAGGCCUCUGAUUUACUUAGCCUAUCGAGUGCUCUCGGACUCGUCUCGACCAAGAAUACCACGUACGCGUGUUCACCGUGUACACCGUGUGUUCCGAAAUUUCCAACUUAAUGCUCCACUUACUGUCCGUCCAUCUUCCGCGCCGAGAUCUCCUGAUUGCCCGCCCGCCCUUGUGUAAAUAACUUUCGGUCAGAGGAGGAGGAAAUUGAAACUCCUUCACCAUUUUUCGUUUCCCUCGUUUCCAGUUUUUCUCCAACGAACGCGCGUAAAGUGUCGCGAAUCGAUAAUCGUUCCGAGGAAUUUUGCCGAAAAAAGAAGAAAGAAAAAAGAAUAACGCGCAUGAAUCUUCUCGGGAAAGGAGAAAGAAGGGGAGGGUGUUAGGCUGGCAACCGUCGCAAUCCUCUAACGUAGGUUCGCCGAUAGGUUUUGUUUUUUCUCCGGAUUUAAAGCGGGGGAUUUAGCUCUACGUGUCUACCAGCAACCGGUAUCGAACGCAAUCUGCAACGCGCAACUGCACGGCGGGAGGAGAAGAAAUCUUAGAUUCCGGCCCCCCUACGGGGCCGGAUAUCGAUGACCGUGUACAACGUGCUCCAACGAAAUUGCCGGGAACUCGAAUUUAUUCGAAACGAAUGGCGCGCGCGACUAUGAAUGAAAUUCGUACGUCAAUCUAGCGCCAUCAGUCGCAAUCCAUUUAUCUAAUUUAAUUUACCGUGGAAUUUAAAGUCGCCCCAUAAGCGGGGAUCGUAAUUGUCGUAUAACGAGUCAUCUAUUAACGAUAAUAGUUAUUAUCGGGUUGAAUCGGCCACGCAACGAGAAUAUCGAUUAUUAUUAUUAACGACGAGAUUAUUUAUAGCGGGUACACCUUGAAAGCGAAAUAAUCAAGGACCGCGUUGCGAAUUUGCAUUCAACUAUUCCGCAACCGACGCGAAAACAACAUUUCGCGCGAGUUCAAGCAUUUUCGCGAUAAUUCGGAAUACGGCGGAACGCCCCUUCGAUCGGUCAUGGAAAAAUCUCGCAAUUUAUCGGGUUUACCGAUCCCAUCCCGUCGAUUCCAACGUUGGCAGGAAGGAAGCGGGGAGAACGGAAAAGGAAAAAGAGGAAAAGGCGACGCGACAGCGACAGGACGAGGAAACCUUGAUAUAUCCGCCAAACACAAGGAGAGAGAACGCCUUGGCGGAUUUAUCGGAGCCGCAGAUAAUGGAUGGUCUUCGCAGCAGGGAAACUUUUUUAAAUAAUACAACGUGCAACUGGCGGAAGCGCUUCGAUCCUACGGCGAUUUGAAAUACCGCUUAUAUAUAUAUAUAUAUAUAUAUAUAUAUAGGAGAAACUCUAUCCCUCCUUCCUCUUUUUCCUCGCAAAUACCGCGGGGGAAAUAAUGGUUCGCCAAAAAGUGCAAUAGCCAAUUUCUUGUCGGGCGUCGUCGCUGCGAGGGUGAAAACGUAUCGAUACGUGAAAUCAUCGAGCGUUCGAAAUAAAAUUAUCUCGGCGAGAGCGGAGCGUAAAGGAGCCCGUGCGAAGGGUCAGCGGCGGUUCUCUUUCUCGACCCAAUUACACGGGGCUUUAAUGAAUUUUCGAUAUACUCGCCGCUCCACGUAAAGCGCGGUGAUAAAAAGAACCGGUAAAAACAAGUAAAUUAUUCGGUGGCUGUCGAUGUGGCCGAAAUAAAAGCCGGAAGGACGAGAACUUUGAAGGCGAAAGAAAUGACAAUGGUAUUAGCGGGGCAACUACCGCCAUCGGCUUAAAUACCAUCGGCGGUGAUAGUGUAGUCGAUUGGACGAUCCUCGGGAAUGUAUUUAAUUCGAUUGGACUCUGCCGCCAUCUGGACGAGACAAGAGAGAAGAAGGGAGGGAAACUCGAAGCUGGGGUGAGGGAACCUCUGUUUCCGCCGGAAAUGAGACCUUCGCGACUCGUACUCCCAUCCUCCGCUACCCCUUUUGCCUCCUCCUCAACGCCCUCUCGAGCCUCCUCAACCCGGCCAUGGUCGUUCCCCUAACCGAAACAUCUAUCGCCCUCUAUCUCGAGGGCGAGAAUGCAAAUUGUAUUUAUAUUCCAUCUCUCGUGGCCAGAUAAAUAUUUCAACCAACCAACCAUGCUUACCUGUGUUUCCCGCGAAACUUGUUUUCCGCAAAUCAUUGAAAUCCACUUCCCGAGUUAUCCGCGUUUCCCACUUUUUACAACCUUCACCGACCCCGCUCUUUUCCUUCUUCCUCGUUUCCUCGCUUCUCUUCCUCUUUCGAAUAUUUAAAUAUCUAUCAAUGUAUGCGUGUUACAAAAUUCUCUCUCUUGUCGAUUGUGCGAUUGAAAAUAACCAUAACGAUUUGACAGCGAUAUUAUCAUCGUCGAUCGCUCGAUCGUUUAUUGCGAUUUGAUUCGAUUUGCGAUUGAAAUGCACACUCGUGUUCCGAGGAAUUAAAAUAUAUCCUAUCGUUUCUAUUCUUCUCACCGUGUUUCCUGCUAUGACAAAGACUGCACAAUGGAUGAAAGCGAACAUCUUAAUAAAAAAAAAAAAGAAAAAAAAAGAAAAGAAAAUAAAAUAGCAAAAAAAGUAGACGAAACGAGGAAAAAUCAGAGUCGAAAAGGCUUACUAAUGCUCUCUCGCAGCUCCGUUGAAUGUCGCUUGGUCUCCGAGGAUGUAAUUUUCGCUGUAUGCCCGGAUUAGAAGCCAGCUCGUCGGGGGCUCCACGUUACGCCGAUUGAUAAGUAUUGCCCAUACCUCUUGAAUACACUAGAACUGGAAAAGGGAUUCGAGAUGAUCUCAAAGCGAUCGAUUGGCCUCGACAUGACGUCACGGGUCACGGCGAUAGGCUGCUGUUACGUCUCGUUAAGAAUCCAGGUACUAUAAUAGCACGGAUUAAUGAUAAGAACAUAAGGGCAGAGCAACCGUGCAGUUUGUUGGAACGUAAAAGCUAUUAUUACGAUACCUGUCGUUGCUACUUCAGCGAGAUUGAUUUUACUUAACGUCUCGAGAGAAAAAGCUUCAUCGAUACCUUCUCGGAUACCUAAAUCUUAAAAAACCAAUGAGUUUAUAGUAUAUAAAUGUGCAAUAUAUAUAAUUUUAUAUAUAAAUUUUUCUAUAUUUAAUGUAUAUAAGUUUUGUGCAGGAGAUAUUUUAUUCAAAAAUAUUAAAAAAAUUUCUCAACCUUAUAUUAUGUGUCUCGAUGAAAUCGAUAUCCAUUUAAAGUAUAAAAAUUGCUGAUCGAAAGAGUGGAUUAUACGAGCUUGCUAUUCUUGAGAAAAGGGAGGACAAAACUUUUGCUAGAUGGUAUUUCUUAAAAUCAGGUAAGCGGAUCAUUGGAAAAUUCGGUAAAAAAAAAAAAUUUCAAGGAAAAAUUUGCCGAUGUAAAAUACUCCUUUUCUAUCCUUUUUUAAUUCCAAAUAAUUUUAGGUAAUUUUUCUGUAAAAUUAUCGAUAAUUUUUAAUAAUAUGAUACAAAAAAAUAUUCAAUGAUUCAUAUGAAAUAUUAUUAUUUCAUGAUAUUUCUUUAUUUAAGUCCUUAAGACUAAGAAUUACAUUGUUAUAUAAUGCAUAACCGACAAGAUAAGAAACUUUCAAUAGUUUAUAGUUUUUCUGCUGAUCCAACUCAAUAUAUAUACCAUUAUAAACUUGAUAGUACUGGUGCAAUAAUGUCUUAAUCACAUUGUGUUUCAAGCGAAUUUUUACUUUAUUUUCCUCAUCUGAAGUGCUGCAAAGACGCUCAUAGAUAUGCCACCGAUUUUUUUUAAUGAUAAUGUCACAACAAAUUAUUUACUUGUCUUUUAUUCA